AUGGAUCUUUUCUCACUCACAGGCAGAACAGCUCUGGUGACGGGCGGGACCCGCGGUAUCGGCCAGGCCAUGGCCCUUGCGAUGGCCGAGGCUGGGGCAGACAUUGUAUUGGUGCAAGUGAGUAUCUCGAACAAGGAGCUGAAUCUCAUGCCGAGAUUUAGGGCUGACAUCUGGCAGCGAGACACCAGCAAUCAAGCCACCAAGCAGCAGAUUGAGCAACUCGGGCGCAAAGCAACCAUCUAUACCGCAGACCUGUCCUCACAAGCAUCCGUAUUGUCGCUGGUGUCAACCGUGACGCAGGACGGUCAUGAUAUCGACAUCCUGCUCAAUUGCGCUGGCAUCCAGCGACGACACCCAAGCCAUCAGUUCCCACUCGAAGACUGGGAUGAGGUCCUCCAAGUCAACCUCACCACGGUCUUCACUCUCUGUCGCGACGUUGGAGCCUACAUGCUCACCCGCGCCCCAAACAAGUCGGGCCAGCGCGGGAGCAUCAUCAAUGUUGCCUCACUGGUCUCCUUCCAAGGCGGAUUGACGGUGCCCGCCUACGCGGCCGCCAAAGGCGGCGUUGCCCAACUGACCAAGGCACUCUCGAAUGAAUGGGCAUCCAAGGGAAUCAAUGUCAACGCGAUUGCACCGGGAUACGUCGCGACGGACAUGAACACAGCCCUGAUUCAGGACAAGGAGCGGGCCGCUAGCAUCCUAGCGCGCAUCCCGGCGGGGCGAUGGGGCGAUCCGGACGAUUUCAAGGGAUCAGUGGUGUAUCUGGCCAGCCGGGCGAGCGCGUAUGUCAGUGGAGAGGUGUUGACGGUCGAUGGGGGGUGGAUGGGCCGGUAG
Messenger RNA from Penicillium argentinense, 834 nucleotides. RefSeq lists its product as uncharacterized. The transcript is spliced from 2 exons. The coding region runs from base 1 to 834 and encodes 277 amino acids. Gene Ontology annotation, molecular function: oxidoreductase activity, acting on the CH-OH group of donors, NAD or NADP as acceptor. The record is from RefSeq and is a predicted model, not a curated record. Lineage: Eukaryota; Fungi; Ascomycota; Eurotiomycetes; Eurotiales; Aspergillaceae.